AUGUCGCCAUCCGCAAAGACAACUGCAGUGAUGAGACACGUUCUUAUAUCUGAUGGAUGCCCGGUGGACGAUUCCGUGCAGUUUGUGCGCUCUUCUGAUCUUAAAGAAAGGAAGUUUUCUGUCAAAGCUGGUGGUUUCUUGAACAAUCUACCACAGGUCUUCAUGCAGUGUAAAGCACAUCUCUGUCACGCUUUGGACACCGACUCCCGCUGCUCACUCGGUUGUCUGUCGAGAGGAGGUCGAGUCCGCCGUGAUGUCAGCCUAACCUCGGUAUCUUUGACCGCGUCACUCUCACAUGGACCGGUAAAGACCAGACUCCGUCGCGGUACUGACCUCCACGUAGCCGAUGCUGCUCAGACACAAAUAUCCAAAUUGAAUCAAGCAACUAAGAUCACCAUCUUUGCCUUAGCUGGCGGUAUGCUGGUCAUAGCCAUCGCCUUCAUUGUUCUCGCUGUGAUGACGAGCAAGCGUCGACCAACUAACAAUCACAUCAGAUCAUGA
Strongylocentrotus purpuratus (purple sea urchin) is the source of this 501-nucleotide messenger RNA. Its product is annotated as oncoprotein-induced transcript 3 protein-like. Lineage: Eukaryota; Metazoa; Echinodermata; Echinoidea; Camarodonta; Strongylocentrotidae. The transcript has 4 exons. The coding region runs from base 1 to 501 and encodes 166 amino acids. The record is from RefSeq and is a predicted model, not a curated record.